This is a messenger RNA of Toxorhynchites rutilus septentrionalis, 2094 nucleotides long. RefSeq lists its product as uncharacterized. Gene Ontology annotation, cellular component: nucleus. Lineage: Eukaryota; Metazoa; Arthropoda; Insecta; Diptera; Culicidae. Gene Ontology annotation, molecular function: DNA binding. The record is from RefSeq and is a predicted model, not a curated record.
UGAUAGCUUAAAGCCCGAGUUGUUGGAGAUAAAUGGAAAAACAUCGAUUGAUGCCAGAGUUUUUCACAUUUGAUAUCAUUAUUUAGUGCACGUAUCAAUUUAUAUAUUGAAUUCAUGUAAUAUUCGCUAUUAUUAGCUAUUUGAACAAGGACUAAAAUUGAAUAGAGCGUGGCGGAGAUGUUUAGUUACCCACAACAAAUUUUGAUUACAGUAUUUCUAUAAUUUUAAUAUAAUAUAAUUUAUAUUAAUUUAAUAUUAAUAUAAUUGAAAAUAUAAAGUACCAGAAUUAUUCAGAAGUGAUAUGUUAGGCGUGACGCUAGCCACUCGACCACGGGAGCAACAAUUUUGGCUGGAUUCUUGAAUACAAAUCGUCAAUACUGCUUGUUCGCGACGAACGCGACCCGAGCUAUAAAACGAGCGAAGAAGAGGAGAAGAAAGGAUGAUGCAAUCGCAUGCACACAUAGCAUAUGUAGUGCAGUGUAAGUGUAGCUUUGAGUUUUUUCCUUCAUUCAGUUUGUGAUAACAUCGAGAAAUUAAUGGUGUGUUUUAGCCGCUGAAAUUUCUCUGCUGGUUCUGCUGUGUGCCGCUGAAGGUUGCAUCUAAAACUAAUUUUUGGGUAUUCGGUCAAGUACCGUCGUGCGGGGCUACUUUGAAAAAUUUAGAAAAUUAAAAAACCUCGAAACGUCGAGCGGUAGUGAUUUGAAGCUCCAGAAAAAUUGUUUCCGUAUACAUUGUUCUUACAAUUUUAAAUACUGGUACAAGAAUGGUGAGGAACUAUCGGAAGGAUAAUAAUGCUCGGAAAUAUACUGUAGUUUCCACUGCAGAUUCAAUGCAGUGCCUUGAAAAAGUCAAAUCCGGAGAAAUGUCCCACGCAGAAACCGCUAGGCAACUUCAUUGCAGCCGACAAACAAUAUACAACAAGCUAUGCGAAUCGCACCAGAAACAGCCCGGACAUCAGAAAGUUUUUACUGAGGCGGAAGAAUUAUCGUUUUCAGACCAUCUCAGCUGCUUAUCCGAGUGGGGCUUCCCCGUUGGAACCGAUGAUCUGCGGAAAAUAGUUCGAAUUUAUUUGACGAAGCAGGAAGAAAAGUGCCACUUUUGUAAAUUACACACUUCAUGAGACUGGGUGGCACGAUUCCUACGCGAUCACCAGCAACUAAGCAAACGUUUUGCACAAAAUAUUAAGUUAAAACGCGCAGCAAUAACACGAGAAACAAUCGCAGAGUACAUGGCCAACUUAAAGGAAUCUCUGGAAGGUGUUCCGGCUUCCAAUAUUUUUAAUUACGACGAGACGAAUUUGUCAGAUGAUCCGGGUAAGAAGCUUGCUAUCUGUAAGCGUGGCUUAAAGUAUUUUGAAAACGUGAGGAACUUCAGUAAAUCUGCUACUUCCGUUAUGUUUUGCGGAAGUGCAACUGGAGAACUGUUGCCACCAUACGUGGUGUUCAAGGCAGAACAUUUAUGGGAUUCUUGGACACUUAAUGGCCCUCGAGGAACACGCUACAAUCGAAGUGCUUCUGGCUGGUUCGACGAAAGAAUUUUCGAGGACUGGUUCAAGACACUUUUUCUUUCAGCUAUAAGGCAUUUGAACGGACCAAUUGCGCUGAUCGGAGACAACCUCUCAUCUCAUUUGAAUCCAACAGUUAUUGAAAUUUGCCGUCAAAAAUAUAUUAAAUUUAUCUGCUUGCCACCUAAUGCAACUCAUCUGACACAACCGCUCAACGUAGCAUUUUUCUCUCCAAUGAAGCGUGAAUGGCGGAAAAUUUUAGGACGGUGGCGUGCCUCUUGUGAGGGUUUUAAGAACGCAACUAUUCCCAAAGGUCGCCUCGGAAGCCUUAUCAGUAAACUUUUGAAGGCACUAGCACCACACACUAGACGUAUUCUAAUAUCGGGCUACCGGAAAUGCGGUAUCGUACCAUGGAAUCCCCACGAACUCAUUAACCAGCUGCCAUCUGAUAGCUUAAAGCCCGAGUUGUUGGAGAUAAAUGAGUAACAAUUUCUAAAGGAACAUCGUAACGACGUGAUCGGCUGUCCAGUUGGGCCUCAACCGAAGAAAAAAAGACGGGUGGGUAAUGUCGGGGACAUAACCGGAGUGAC